Messenger RNA from Juglans microcarpa x Juglans regia, 3511 nucleotides. RefSeq names its product probable alpha,alpha-trehalose-phosphate synthase [UDP-forming] 7. The coding region runs from base 289 to 2868 and encodes 859 amino acids. Gene Ontology annotation, biological process: trehalose biosynthetic process. Gene Ontology annotation, molecular function: catalytic activity. NCBI's taxonomy places the organism in Eukaryota, Viridiplantae, Streptophyta, Magnoliopsida, Fagales, Juglandaceae. The record is from RefSeq and is a predicted model, not a curated record. The transcript is spliced from 4 exons. Gene Ontology annotation, cellular component: cytosol.
AGAAGCAUUGUAUAUUGUACAGAGAAAGAGAGAGACAGAGAGAUUGGAAGGCGACUCCUUGGCAUAGAGAGACGGCCCAACAAAAAAACCGAAAAGAAACCCUAGAUUUAUUUGCUGCUCGAAGAGCAAAGAUUGCCAGGAUAGAAAUUUUCUUAUUUCGGAGCUGUGUGAUCGUGCUCAGUUAUAGCCAUUUCGGGACGAAAGCAAUUGGGGGGUUUGGUUUGUAAUCUUGAGAUCUUGCGAAAGCUUUCGGAUUGAGAGUGUACUACACCAUAGAAGCCGUAAAAAAUGAUGUCGAGAUCGUAUACCAAUCUUUUAGAUCUGGCCUCCGGAAACUUUCCCGUCAUGGGUCGUGAAAAAAAGCGUCUUCCACGUGUAAUGACCGUUCCGGGGGUCAUUUCUGAGCUUGAUGAUGAUCAGGCCAAUAGUGUGACAUCAGACGUUCCAUCCUCUGUCGUUCAGGACCGGAUCAUUAUCGUUGCUAAUCAGCUCCCAGUGAAAGCUAAGCGUAGACCUGAUAAUAAAGGGUGGAGUUUUAGUUGGGAUGACGACUCUUUGUUAUUACAGCUCAAGGAUGGCUUGCCUGAAGAUAUGGAGGUUUUGUAUGUAGGAUCAUUGAGGGUGGAUGUGGAUUCCAGUGAACAAGAUGAUGUCUCGCAGCUUUUGUUGGAUAGGUUCAAGUGCGUCCCUGCUUUUUUACCUCCUGAUAUUUUGUCGAAGUUUUAUCAUGGGUUUUGUAAACUGCAUUUGUGGCCGCUCUUUCAUUACAUGCUUCCCUUCUCGGCAAGUCAUGGUGGACGAUUUGAUCGGUCUCUAUGGGAGGCAUAUGUGGCAGCAAAUAAGAUUUUCUCACAGAGGGUGAUCGAGAUUCUGAACCCAGAGGAUGACUACGUUUGGAUUCAUGACUACCAUUUGAUGGUGCUGCCUACCUUCUUGAGGAGGAGAUUUAAUAGACUGAGAAUGGGGUUUUUUCUCCACAGUCCAUUUCCUUCAUCAGAGAUAUAUAGGACUCUGCCAGUGAGGGAGGAGAUCCUUAAGGCACUUUUGAAUUCAGAUCUAAUUGGCUUCCACACUUUUGAUUAUGCUCGGCAUUUCCUGUCUUGUUGUAGUCGAAUGUUGGGUUUGGAGUAUCAGUCGAAAAGAGGUUAUAUUGGAAUGGAAUACUAUGGAAGGACUGUGGGGAUAAAAAUCAUGCCAGUUGGGAUUCACAUGGGGCAAAUUGAAUCUAUUUUGGGACUUGCAGAUAAGGAGUGGAGAGUGGGGGAGCUAAAACAACAGUUUGAAGGUAAAACUGUGCUACUAGGGGUUGAUGAUAUGGACGUCUUCAAAGGUGUCAAUUUGAAAUUGUUGGCUAUGGAACAGAUGUUGAUGCAGCACCCGAAGUGGCGAGGAAAGGCAGUUUUGGUACAGAUUGCAAACCCUGCCAGGGGAAGAGGGAAAGAUAUCGAGGAAAUACAGGAUGAAAUACACACUAGCUGCAGGAGGAUUAAUGAAAAUUUUAGCCAACCUGGUUAUGAACCGAUUGUCUUUGUAGAUAGACCAGUUACCGUCAGUGAACGAGCAGCAUACUACACCAUUGCUGAGUGUGUUGUGGUCACAGCUGUGAGAGAUGGGAUGAAUCUUACACCUUAUGAGUACAUUGUUUGCAGGCAAGGCGUUUCUGGGUCAGAGUCAAGUUCGGAAUUUAAUGGGCCCAAGAAGAGCAUGCUAGUAGUAUCAGAAUUCAUUGGAUGUUCACCUUCACUGAGUGGUGCAAUUCGGGUAAACCCAUGGAACAUUGAAGCAACUGCUGAGGCAAUGCAUGAGGCAAUUUCAAUGGCUGAUUCCGAGAAGCAAUUGCGCCAUGAGAAGCAUUAUAGGUAUGUUAGCACACAUGAUGUGGCAUACUGGUCCAGGAGCUUUUUCCAAGAUAUGGAAAGGACUUGUAAGGACCAUUUCAGAAGACGCUGUUGGGGAAUCGGUUUGAGCUUUGGUUUCAGGGUUGUGGCACUGGAUCCUAAUUUCAGAAAGUUGUCUAUUGAUGCCAUUGUAUCUGCAUAUUCAAGGUCCAGAAAUAGGGCUAUACUCCUGGAUUAUGAUGGCACUGUAAUGCCCCAAACUUCCAUCAACAAGACCCCAAGUCAAGAGGUUUUAUCAAUUAUAAACAUGCUCUGUGGUGAUAUUAAAAACGUUGUGUUUGUUGUCAGUGGAAGAGGCAGGGAAAGUUUAGGCAAGUGGUUUUCUCCUUGCCAGCAACUUGGAAUUGCUGCUGAACAUGGUUACUUCAUGAGGUGGCCUGCUGAAGAGGCUUGGGAAACAUGCGGACAGAGUAACGAUUCUGGGUGGAUACAGAUAGCUGAGCCUGUUAUGAAAUUGUAUACCGAAUCCACUGACGGUUCUUAUAUCGAACACAAGGAAAGUGCCUUGGUUUGGCACCAUCGGGAUGCAGACCCCGGUUUUGGAUCCAGCCAGGCUAAGGAGAUGUUAGAUCAUCUAGAAAGUGUGUUGGCAAAUGAACCUGUUGCUGUCAAAAGCGGUCAGUUCAUUGUUGAAGUAAAACCACAGGGAGUCAGUAAAGGUGUGGUUGCAGAAAAGAUCUUGUCAGCAAUGGCGGACAAUGGCAAGCAGGCUGAUUUUAUUCUGUGUAUCGGUGAUGACCGAUCGGAUGAGGACAUGUUUGAGAUCAUUGGCAAUGCAAUGAAUAGUGGUGUCCUCUCUUCUAAUACAUCGGUUUUUGCAUGCACUGUUGGACAGAAGCCAAGUAAAGCUAAAUACUAUUUGGAUGACACAUCAGACGUCAUAAACAUGCUUGAUGCUCUUGCAGAGGCGUCAGACUCACCACCUUCAGAGACUACAUUAUUCUCCCUAACGGAUGAGGCUGGAAGUUGACCUUGAAAUCCUCAUACAUGGCUUCCUAAUUUCACUGUCUUCUGCUUUAAAGCCAAUAGUGAAGAAUAACCCACUAUCCUAAUGACUAAAGGUGAUGGCUGCCAUCUCUGUUUGAAGUAACUUGGUGGGAGAAACUUUGUUUGGUGGGCGUGGGGGAAAUGAUAAACAACUUGGAUUUUUUUUUCUGUGAAGUAAAAAUUGCAGCAGCAGCGUGGGUCUCGCGUGGGUUAGAAUUCUUUUUUGUAUCAAGCCAAGGCAUCUGAAGGGUGGACGGACCUACCAUAACUACUCAUGAAGAACUGACUGGAAAUGGAAGAAAUGUCUAGAUAAUGGUUACAUCAAACACACUAAGGCUGCCUAGCCAGACCUAAUGCUAUUAUCAUACUGACCAUUCCUCACCCAUGUGCAUCUCACUUGAAUACUGAGUACUCAUUUGUAUUGUUGUGAAAAAGGAUGUUCAUGGGGGGUAACACAAACAGGUAAAGUAGAAGCCCCAUUAGAUGAAACUGUACACUGGUGUCUUCUUCUUCUUCUUCUACUUAUUUUUUUUUCUCCCCCCUCCUUGAGUGAAUUUCUUUUACCAUUGUUACACUGAAUUUUUUUGGCGUAUUAAAUCUGUAAAUCCUAUAGCAAAUUUUUGCAA